This is a messenger RNA of Colletotrichum phormii, 1380 nucleotides long. RefSeq lists its product as uncharacterized. The record is from RefSeq and is a predicted model, not a curated record. The annotation marks the transcript as partial. Lineage: Eukaryota; Fungi; Ascomycota; Sordariomycetes; Glomerellales; Glomerellaceae. The transcript has a single exon.
AUGCUCUUUUCAGACAUGUACAAGUCUCCACGCUCACCGCUGGCCAAGUUCCGCCUGUCCAUGUCACAGCAGCCUCUGGCCUUGGACUUGCCCGAUUACGAUCCUGAUUUACUUAGCAAGGACAAAGAAAAGCAAAAGGCAGCUGUCAAGAAGUACUUGACCGCCAAGAUUCGCAACGAUUGGGAAUUUGUCUGGCCACCAGUCGUACGCCCGCCCCAAAACGGCAAUGCUACACCCGAUGUUAGUGCAACGCCCGAACAAGACACCGCCGAAAAACCGCAACAAGAAGCCUCUGAACCAAAGAUCGAAACUACGGCGACCUCGAGUGAUGAAGCCAUCGACACAAUAGACAGCGAAGAAGAAGACGACGACGAAGAGGAAGAUAGCGACGCCGAAUCCGUGUACAGCACCGUCUCAGAAGACGCGGCGCGUUUCAAGCCUCGCCUAGAAUGGGUGUCUGACCUGUCCGACGAAGACCCUCCCCUAUCUCUCUCUCCAUUCCGUUUCGAUAGCCCCGAUGCAAUCGGCGCGACAGUCAAGGCGUCUAUAGCAGACAAGCGUGCGCGCAGAAGGCGAGCCCUGCGCGAGGAGAUGGAAUGGAAUGAAGGGCUGGCUUGCUUCGAGGCAAGGCGCAAUGCUUGGACAGGCGCAAGAACAGUGCGCGUUCGCACCAAGCCCGUCUCUCCUACGCAGACCUUCUCCCCUCUCUCACCACGCCGCCUGUUUUUCCGCUCUUCGUUCUCGCAUCCUCAGCCCGCUCCCGCCUCACCCGCCUCACCAGCCUCUCCUGCGCACUCUCUGCAGCAACGAGUGAGCAACGAGGCCUCGGCCGCUGUGUCAGACGGCUCUGAGCUGUCCAAGGACCCGUCCAAGGAACUCACCGCGGUUAAGUCCAAGGAGUCUCAAAAGUCGACGGCAUCUCCCACGUCAACGACAUACCCCGUUGAGACACUCAUUCCUGUCCCAGCGCCACUGCUCCCACCGGGUAACCCAAUGCGCGCGUCUAUCACUCCCUCCGUAUACAUCUCUCUAUACGAGAAGGUGAUUGUGCACGCGCUGACACCUUCAUGUCCCGUCAACUUGUCAGACAUGAUCCGGGCGUGUGUGGUUGGCUGGAAGCGGGACGGCGAGUGGCCACCGAAGCCCUCAGCCGCGGAGCCUGGUAUUGUGGCCGUACGACGGCGGAAGAAGUCAGUGGCGGACGGGCAGGGCCCGAGUCCCACUCGGAGGAUGAGCUUCGGCUUUUUGGGCAGAGGAGAGAAGGCGGCUGAGGCUCAGGACGACGGCACCGGGAAGGGUAUUAGGAAGAGCCUUCAAAGAGUGUUGGGUCUUGGGCAUCACCAUACUGCCUCCACUGGCUCCGCCAAUGGGGGUAACAAC